This is a messenger RNA of Vitrella brassicaformis, 5030 nucleotides long. NCBI's taxonomy places the organism in Eukaryota, Vitrellaceae. The record is from the annotation of a GenBank genome assembly.
CCCUUUCUCAAACAGUUUCGUUCGCCAAAUGAAGCUCACAGUGGUGGUGUUUGCGCUGCUCGCCAUCGGCAGCAUUCAUGCGCUGACCACCAGGGACCGACCAGGUCAGUCAGCCGGAUCUGUAGAUCUGUUGAUUCACCUGCAGGAGCACACAGACAGUCAGUCAGACAGAUGUGCUCGCUUCUGCAUCUUUCACUCUCUGUGUCUGAUUCAAUGACUGGCUGCAGCUUUCGUAACAUCGCCGUUGGCCCCUUCACUGCUCCGCAAUGGUCGCACACACCUGCUGUCGAGCCGUCCGGCAAGGGCAACGACGGCUGCAUGGUCGAUGCUCGACACCGAGGCUCUCGCGAAGGCAGCCGAUGAGUCGAGGGGCUUGUCCAUGGAUGCCAUCACAGCAGCGAAAUCGGGUAGGAUGCGGUGUGGUGUGCAUGGUCUGUCAGUCAAACGUUUUUGAGUAGAUAAAUGUAUGUGUGUGUAUUCAUAUGCGACGUGUGUGUGUGUAUGUAGGCCAUCUUGGUCUGCCCCUUGGAGCAGCCGAGAUCGGUAAGGAAGCAGAGAGAGAAGAUGGGAUGAUAGGAUACACAGACCUGGAGGGAUGGAUAGUUGAAGAUCCAUUCCAUUGAGACUCUGCGCGUGUGUGUGUGUAUCUGAUUAGGUGCCGUGUUGUGGGGCUCUCAGAUGCAGUACAACCCAGAGGACCCGCAGUGGAUCAACAGAGACCGGUGCGGUGUUGCGCAGCAUACGCACCCACCUGUAUGUAUCUCUGUGUGGGGGUGGCGGUGUGGUGUGGGGUGGUGUGCAGCUUUGUGCUUUCGGCUGGCCACGGGUCGAUGUUUCUUUAUGCAUGGUAAGCUAAGCGGGAGAGAGAGGGAACGGCUGGAGGGAACCGAUGGAAAGACAGAGAUGGAUGGAUAAGACAGACGAGUACAGACACACACGCGUGUGUUGCGUUAUGUUGUGUCGUGUGUAGGCUGCACAUCAGUGGAUAUGACCUGCCGAUUGAAGAGAUCAAGAACUUCAGGCAAUUCCACAGUGAGCUGAGCGAGCUGACACACACACGCAGCUCGAAUCGAACACACAAGGGCAUUCGCAUGUGGAAGUAGGGACUGAUGUGCUAUGUGUGAUGUAUGUAUGUGAGCAGGCAUGACGCCCGGCCACCCCGAGUUCCCCUCCUCCGAGCACAACACACCUGGUAGGUAUCGUAUCGUCCACAGCACCACGCCACCUCUCACUCCGGGAGUCAUGAAUGUGUGAAUCCACGUACGUAUUGAUGCAGGCGUUGAGAGCACCACGGGCCCGCUCGGCCAGGGCGUCGCCAACAGCGUCGGAAUGGCCGCUGCCGCAAAGUAUCACACCACACGCCCAUGGGUCGACAGGUUCCUUUAUUCUCUCUCUGUGUGCGUGUGCCUACGCGUAGGAUGGCCGCAGCGCGUUUCAACACUGAUGCGCACAAGAUCUUCGACCACCACAUCAUCUGUCUGUGCGGCGACGGCUGCAUGCAGGAGGGCGUGGCGCACGAGGCCGCCGCCAUGGCAGGACACGAGGGGUUCGACAACCUCAUCGUCCUGUACGACGCAAACGGUACAUCACACCAUCGUUCGCACGCACGCCAUUCCUGACUCGUCCGUGCCGUGUGUGUGUGUGUGUGUGUGUAGAUGUGACGCUUGACAAGAUGGCCGACUACACCCAGAGUGAAGACGUAUGUAUGGACACACAACACAACACAACACACGUCAAGUAUGACUGUGCCCGCAUUUCAUUUGUGGGACGUUUAAUUUUCGUAUAUGCAGGUGGGCAAGAGGUUUGAGAGUCUCGGAUGGGACGUCGUCACGCUCACAGACGGUACGCACACGCAGGCCUGCACGUGUGCAGUGAGUGAAUGGACCCAUUGGUUUAUUGCUGUCUGUCUGUCUGUCUGAAUACCUCGACAACAAAACGAACGCAGGUCACGAUAUGGUGGCGAUCGACAAGGCCAUCGGCGAUGCCAAAGCCAACGACAAUGGCAAACCCAAACUCAUCAUCGUACGCACACACACAGACGCACACACACAUGCGGGCACACACACGUCUGUGUGUGUCUGUUUGCCUGCUGCAGUGCAAGACGGUCAUCGGCAAGGGCAUUCCUGAGGUUGCCGGCACACAGGCUGGUGAGUCCUGUAGACUAGACACACACCCACGGGUUCACACGACACUCCCACACCGAUGUAUGGUAUGGGCAUGUGUUUGUUCAGCUCACGGGGAGGCGGGCGUCCAGUACACGACCGAGGCGCGAAAGGCACUCGGACUGCCCGACGAACUCUUCUACGUCUCGGAAGACACCAAGGUAACUGACCUAGCCUGACCCACAGAUGCGACACACAUGCAUGAUCUCGUGUGUGUGUGUGUGUGUGUGUGCAGGCGAUGUUCGCCAAGCGCAAGGAGGAGCUCAAGGCCAAGUACAGCGAGUGGCAGACAACCUACGGGUACCCACACAUGAAAGAAACACGUUUGUCCAUCAUCUGUCCAUCCGCGAAAUGCGACAUUUAUGAAUGCAGCGAGUGGAAGGCCGCCAACCCCGAGCAGGCGACCCUCCUCGAGAAUGCCGUCAACAAGAAAUGGGGCACGUACGUCUGCACUCCCAUACUCACUCCCCACCAUGCACCCCCAACAAGUGUGUGUGUGUGUUGAUGUCUAUGCAGUGCUGAUGAGAUAUUGGCCAAGAUCCCCGAGUUCGAUCAGACCAAGAACAUCGCCACACGGAUCGCCGGCAACGUCGUCCUCCAGCCUCUCGCCGAUGCCGUGCCGCUCUACGUCAGCGGAUCGGCCGAUCUGCACGGAUCGGUAAGCAAAUAGACAAACAUCCCGUAGACACAGGCAUACGCAAGCGCGUUCCACACCUCUGUGUGUGUUUUGGUGUCUGUGUGUGUAGACAAAGAAUCUGAUCAACAACGGCGGCGACUUCGGCAAGACGGCCCCCAAGACCUACGCCGGCCGCAACCUCUACUUCGGCAUCCGCGAGCACGCCAUGGGCAGCAUGAUGAACGGAUUCGCAUACUACGGCAUCUUCAGGAUAUCUGGUCAGCCCAUCAGAUCUAUUGAGUUUGAUGCGCGUGCAAUCAUGCCGCACAGCACAGCACAUGUGUGUCUGUUUGCUUUGCGCUGUUGUAGGUGCGACGUUCCUGGUGUUUGCCGACUAUAUGAGGGCGCCUGUGCGGGUGGCAGCCCUUGCUGAGCUGCCCGUGGGAUACAUCUGGACGCACGACUCGAUCGGUGUGGGCGAGGACGGACCCACACACCAGGUGCGCAUGCGCACACGCAAGACACACACCGCGACCCUUGAUGAUAUUCGUGUGUGUGUGUGUGAAUGGUAUACAGCCGGUUGAGGUUGUGAGCGGUCUGCGAGUGAUCCCCAACCUCGAUGUGAUCCGACCGGCUGACCCCGAAGAGACCGCCGGUACGCUGGCCGUGGGGCCACACACACAGACGUGGCUGGAUGGAUGGAUGGAUGUGUGGGGGCAUUUAGGUGCGUUUGCUGCGUCGAUCGACCGUCUUGAGGGCCCCACUGCGCUCAUCCUCACCAGACAAAACGUAUCUAUCGACGUGGCCACGCCACGCCCACUCUGCAUGCACACACACAUCCACAUGUGAAUGUGUUGAUAUAUAUGGUCUGUCUGCUGGCUAGGUGCGCACUCUCUCUGAGAUCCCUGUCAACACAAGGAGGCAGGUACAUAACAGAAGGACACACGUGUGGGCGACCGACCGACCAUUUUACACACACACACCACGUCUGUCUGUUUGCCUGUGUGUCCAUCGAUCCGAUCAGGGUGUGCUGAAGGGUGCCUACGUGGCCAAGCAGGAGACCGGCGACCUCGAGGGCAUCAUCAUCGCAACAGGUACGUACACCCCAAACCACACGCCAGAGCCCUAGACACGUCAACCAUCUCGCCAUGUAUCACGCAGGGUCCGAGGUGCAGCACGCCACGGCGGCUGCAGACACACUCGGUGGCGGCUGGCGCGUGGUCUCGAUGCCCUGCAUGGAGCGAUUCGACAGACAGUCGGAGGACUACAAGGUACUGACGUACCUACUUAGAAUACGCACACGCUUGUGGAUGGUCGGUCGUAUGUGUAUGCCAUCUGUGUGUGUGCGCUCAGGAGUCUGUGUUGCCGUCGUCAUGCACCAACCGCAUCGCCAUCGAGGCGGGCGUCAGCGGACUCUGGUGCGUAGCACUCACUGCAGACACAGCAAAAAAUACACACACGCAUACACACUUUCUUUGUGCGGCUGUGCGUACGCUCGUGCGUGUGCAGGUACAAGUACGUGGGUCCGUCUGGCAAGAUCAUCGGCGUCGAUCGCUUCGGCUUCUCAGCACCGGGAGACAUCGUCAUGAAGGUCCACACACACACACACACACACUCUCACACACGUGUGUGUGUGUGUGUGUGCAGGAGUUGGGCAUGACGCCCGAGAACAUCGUUGAGACCGCCAGCAAGAAGGUGCUCGUUGCGGCGUAAACAGACAGGCCGACAGACAGACCAGACCAGACAUGCGAUGCGUGGAUCCCCCGGCAUGCAUAUAAUGCCCCAGACAGGACAGGUGUGAGAGAGAUGAGAGACUUUACGCAAUCUGGAACAGAUAGGCGGCUGCAGCAAACAAACGUGUCUGUGUGUGGAGAUGUGGGGGUCGGUCAAGUUUUUCCGUAGGCGUACUUCUUACCUUACACGUGGUGUGUGUGUGCGUGUUCUGUGUUGUGCUGGUUUUGCUUGUUUGCUUGCGCGUGAGAGAGAUAGAGAGACAGCGGACUGACUCAGAGAGGGGGGGAGAGAGAGGUGUAUAUGGCGCAGUACGUGGGCAUAUUUGUGUGCGCAUGCCUGGUGGAUGUCAGUGACUGUGUUGUGAACGUAUGGCGACUGAUCUCGACUGGCCUGCCCUUGGUUGGUGCUCGGAGAGACAGACUGCUUUGAAUCAAAUACCCACACAGUGCCCAGACCACUGCAAGGGGGGAGGGCAAAGUAGCUGCAUUUACGGGGGUCUCUAAAACUGAAGUUUGCAG